Molecule: messenger RNA, 1776 nt
Organism: Aspergillus niger
Lineage: Eukaryota; Fungi; Ascomycota; Eurotiomycetes; Eurotiales; Aspergillaceae
Exons: 6
Coding region: 1-1776 (591 amino acids)
Biological process (GO): L-valine catabolic process; thymine catabolic process
Cellular component (GO): mitochondrion
Molecular function (GO): methylmalonate-semialdehyde dehydrogenase (acylating, NAD+) activity; malonate-semialdehyde dehydrogenase (acetylating, [NAD(P)+]) activity
Source: RefSeq, a predicted model, not a curated record
AUGCCACGAGCAUCAAGCGCUUCCUCGGGUCGGUCUAGGUUCACGCCCUUCCCCGCAGCCUCGCCCGCUUCUAGUGAUGGUACCACGGUGUCGGGGCGUGUGCGCCGGCGGAUUUCAGAUACCCGUCGUGACGCACUAAGUUCCCGAUCCAGUCGUGCUGGAACUGUACCGGUUGAAGAAAGUGAUGGAUCCGACCGGGAUGAACCCUUGCCGCGGUCGCAGGCUGGGCCGACUAUCACGCAUCUGUUUAUUAACAAUGAAUCAGUUAUGUCUAGAUCGCAGAAUUGGACGAAUGUUUUGGAUCCGGUUUCACAACGUCUACUUUGCAGGGUCCCGGGGAGUACUCUUCAGGAAGUAAAGCGGGCUGUUGAUGCUGCUGAAGAUGCCCAGCCUGGAUGGGCUGCUCUGGGGUUCCAGGUGAGGCGUGAACAUCUGUUGCGGCUGGUGGAUGUAUUGAGACAGAUGUCUCCUGAGAUUGUGACCUGCCUGUCUCGAGAAGUUGGAAAGACAUUAGCCGAUGCAGACGCGGAGGUUUUCCGUGGUCUGGACUGCAUACAUGCCGCAUGUUCGAUCGGGCCUGAAAUGGCUGGCAUGUUUUUAGGAGGCGAUGCAACAUUGCUGCAAACUUUCUACGAGCCAGUUGGCGUCUGUGUCUCAAUCACUCCAUUCAGCUUUCCCUUCAUGAUUCCCCUGUGGUCGCUUCCGUACGCGCUUAUCACUGGCAACACCGUCAUCCUAAAACCAUCCGAGAAAACACCAACUACGUCUUCGUUACUAGCGCAGGCAUUCAUCAAAACUGGCUUCCCUCCCGGGGUCUUCAAUGUGCUCCACGGCGGCCCAUCCACAGUGCAGAUGCUUGUGACCCAGCCGACGGUUCAAGCGGUGAGUUUCGUUGGGUCCGAGUCAGCAGCUAGGCAGGUGCAUGACCUGGCAAGGGCCGCAGGAAAGCGAAUACAAGCCGAGUGUGGUGGUAAGAAUCAUGGGGUCGUCUUGGAGGAUGCUAAUAUGUCCUCGACGCUUUUUGCGAUCGCUGGAAGUGCCUUCGGGGCCGCCGGUCAGCGUUGUAUGGCCUUGAGCGUAGCGGUGUUUGUAGGUGCGACGAGAGACUGGAUUCCUAGGCUGGUGGAGCUGGCACAGUCGAUGGUAGUAGGAUGUGGAGGUGAUCAGGAAUCUAAGAUUGGGCCGUUGAUUGACAAAACAGCCAAAGAAAAAGUCAGCGAGAUGAUCCAGCGAGCAGUUGAGGAGAGAGCAACCGUUCUUUUGGACGGUCGAGAUAUUGAGGUCCCCGGCUAUCCGGAUGGCAACUUCAUGGGCCCAACCAUUCUCGGGGAUGUGCAGACUUACAUGGAAUGCUAUCAGGCGGAAAUAUUUGGGCCUUUGCUCAUCUGCAUGGAGGUGGACACUCUUGAGGAAGCGAUCGAUCUGAUAAACCAAAAUAAGUAUGGUAACGGAUGCUCUAUUUUCACCACCAGCGGCAAGCAUGCAAAUACGUUCCAACGCUGUGUCAAUGUUGGACAGAUUGGUGUCAACAUCCCGUUGAUCGGUAUGGCUGUCCCCAUUUCCGUAGCGCAACCAACCCCUGACAGUACAACAGCGCCGUAUGGAACCGCGGUCCGAACGAGCAACAAAGAUUCUUUCCUGGGUGGUGAGUGCCCAGACAUCUCCGGUGAAAGGAAAGCUGACCUCUGCAGAUCGACAUUCCCCUGGGAAGACAUAUUGGCCAUUCUUCACGACCACAAAAACGGUGUCAUCCCGAUGGGAUCAGUGAAAAUCUAG